Capsicum annuum is the source of this 1623-nucleotide messenger RNA. RefSeq names its product protein ENHANCED PSEUDOMONAS SUSCEPTIBILITY 1-like. The transcript is spliced from 2 exons. The coding region runs from base 100 to 1452 and encodes 450 amino acids. NCBI's taxonomy places the organism in Eukaryota, Viridiplantae, Streptophyta, Magnoliopsida, Solanales, Solanaceae. The record is from RefSeq and is a predicted model, not a curated record.
AAUAUAGUACUACUUGUUCAUUGCCUGUGCCUCCACCACUUGCAAUCUCGUCCACUUUACCCAAGAAAUUCCCUCCCCGUUUUAGAGAUUUCAUCAGACAUGGUAGAAGUUCAAGUCAUUUUUACCUGUUUAGUUGGAGCAACAUCAAAUGAAUCAAUUUCAACCCCCAAAAAAAUCUCUAAAAUUGAAAUGACACCAUGGGAUUUACAGUUCCUUCGUCUUGAAACUAUCCAAAAAGGUCUUCUUUUUCACAAACCAAAACAAGAAAACACUAAUACUUCCAAAUCAUCACUCGUUGACCGCUUAAAAGAAUCUCUUUCUCGCACUUUACACUUCUUUCCUCCUUUAGCCGGCCGUUUUUCGACCAUCGAAAAUACAGAUGAUGACACGGUUUCUUUCUUCAUCAAUUGUAACAACGCUGGUGUGGAAUUCACCCACGCCAGUGCUCCAAAAUUAACUGUAUCUGCUAUUCUUGAUUCUACACGGGUGCCACUUAUUGUUCACCAUCUUUUCCCACUAAACAAUAUUCGAAAUAUCGAGUGUGUUACUAAGCCUUUAUUUGGGGUUCAAAUAACAGAGUUGGUUGAUGGUUUUUUUAUUGGAUGCACUAUGAGUCAUAGCUUAGGUGAUGGCACUUGUUUUUGGCAUUUCUUCAAUUCUUGGUCCGAAAUCUCUCGUGGAUGCCAAAUUAUUUCCAAAAUUCCAGUUUUCGAACGUUAUUUUUCCGAGGAAAUGAAAACUCCUAUUCACCUUCCCCUAAAGCUAGAUGAUGAGAAAUUGUUUGAAAAAUUUGAAGUUCCACCUUUAAUGGAGAGAAUAUUUCAUCUUAGUAAAGAAAGUAUAUGUAAACUCAAAGAUAAGGCCAAUUCAGAAAUGGAUGUUAAAUCGAUUUCUUCUCUACAGGCGUUUUUGGCUCACCUAUGGCGCUCUAUUACCCGUUGUCGGAAGCUUGAUGAUGAGAAAGAAGUUGUCAUCAGCAUUAUCAUUGGUGCAAGAACAAGGCUAAAUCCUCCUCUUCCAGAAGGGUAUUUUGGAAAUGCAGUUCAUAUCAAGCAAGUAAAGAUAACUGCAGGGGAGCUACUAAAAAAUAGACUAGGAUGGGCUGCAAUGCAAAUGAACAAGAUGGUUGUUUCUCAAAACUCUGAAGAAGUGAUGAAAUUUUAUAAAGAGUGGGCAGAAAAUCCACUUAUAUUCUGUAAGGGUUCAGUAAUUGUGGGAAAUACUAGAUUGGGCAUUAGUAGUUCUCCAAGAUAUAACAUUUAUGGUACUGAUUUUGGUUGGGGAAAACCAGUUGCUGUGAGAAGUGGAAUGGCAAAUAAAAGUGAUGGGAAAAUUACAUUAUUUCCUGGUGUAGAAGAAGGAAGUGUAGAUAUUGAAGUUUGUAUUUUGCCUGAGACUUUGCAAGCAUUGGAGAGUGAUCAAGAAUUCAUGGAAGCUAUAACUAAGAAUUGAAACUUCCUUAGCUACUACUAGGAUCAUUUUUAUGUUGUAUUUGCUUAUUUAUUUUUGUUAAUCAGUAAUCAAUACUUUUGAGUAAAACUAGUAGUUGUUGUUGUUUCUAAAUAAUGCACGUGUAAGUAAACCUGUGAUUGUCCACUAAUAAAGUGAUAUGAUCAAGUAUCA